CUCUUGCAGGUUAAGGGGCUUUCAAGUGAAGAAUUUGCUGCACGUAAUGAUUUGGUGCUUGCAUUACCUGAUAGGAUAAAUGCAAUUCCCGAUGGUGCAGCAGCUGCACCCAAACAAUCAGGAGGAUGGGGAGGUUCAGGUUCUCGUGCAGAAAUUAAAUUUGAUUCAGAUGGACGUUUUGACAAUGAGUACUUUCAACAAACUGAAGAAUCAAGUCAAUUCCGACAAGAGUAUGAAAUGCGCAAAAUGAAACAGGACCAAGGUUUGGAGGUCAUAUCAGAAGGUCUGGAUACUUUGAAAAACAUGGCCAGUGAUAUGAAUGAGGAGUUGGAUAGGCAAGUCCCUCUGAUGGAUGAGAUUGACACUAAGAUCGACAAGGCUUCAUCUGACCUUAAGAACACAAAUGUUAGGCUUAAGGACACAGUUAACCAGCUGAGAUCUAGUCGAAACUUCUGCAUUGACAUCAUUUUACUGAUCAUAAUUCUCGGAAUUGCAGCCUAUUUGUAUAAUGUAUUGAAGAAGUAAGUUUUCGUCCGCGGGCAUUCCCACUUUUUUACUAAAAUGGAGGAUUUGAUUGGAUUUGGUUGUAGAAAUUUGUGUGCUUGUGUAUACACCUUGAUAAUUUGCUUCUUUUGUUCUGACUUCUAUUGUCGAGGCAUCAGACGUGUCUGGAUACUAUCUAUUCCUUUUCUUCUAGCAUUGGUUGCGAAAGACCUUA
Molecule: messenger RNA, 718 nt
Organism: Nicotiana tabacum (common tobacco)
Lineage: Eukaryota; Viridiplantae; Streptophyta; Magnoliopsida; Solanales; Solanaceae
Source: RefSeq, a predicted model, not a curated record